GCAUCCUCUGCACACACUUCUCUCUCUACCGCUCGACCUCUUCCUCUCCACUUGCCUUUUUUCCGCUCCCACCCCUUUUAUUUAUUUCCUUUUCACCAUACUUCUCCUCCGCACCCUUUGUUAUCUACCGCAGAAGCAAAAGCUGCACCAGGAGAACCCCACGAGUCGACGUCUUCUUCGGUUACUUCGCCCUAUUUAAUUCGAUUCCUCUCUCGAUUCUCUUCUCCUAGGCCAUCUUUCACUUGCGGAUCUUUCCACGAUUGCUGACCGAGUCAUGGCGAUCGUCAAGAACAGCUUUAGGGCUUCGAGAAUGAACGGGUAUUUCUCAUCUGGAACUGUUUCAAGCGAAGAGGAUGAUGAGGGCUCCGCGUCGAUGGGGUCUUCCACCGACGGCGGUUCUGCUUCCGAUGCAGAUUCCGGCAUGGGUUCCGACGAGAUCGAUCUGUCCGAGUUUGGCGAGUCGGGGAUGGAGUUCUGCCAGGUGGGGAACCAGAGUUGCAGCAUCCCGCUGGAACUCUAUGAUCUUCCAGACCUUGGGGCGGUUCUGUCGAUUGAAACAUGGAACGAUUGUCUCACCGAGGAGGAGCGUUUCGCUUUGGCUGAAUAUCUCCCCGACAUGGAAUACGAGGGUUUUGCCCUAAACAUGAAGGAGCUGUUAGGUGGGAUGAAUUUUCAUUUCGGAAACCCUGUUAUGAAUUUCUUCAAUAGGUUGAAAGGUGGGUUUUUUGAACCGAGGAUUGUUCUUUACCGCCAAGGUUUGAAUUUGUUUAAGAGGCGACAAUACUAUCACUGGUUAAGAAAUCAUCAGGAUUCCAUGGUGAGGAAUCUUGUUCAGAUUAGAGACAUUUGGGUGAACUGCAAUGGAUAUGGUGUUGAAGAGAGGCUGCGAGUUUUGAACAUUUUGAAAAGAAAAAAGAGUUUGGGUUAUGAUAAGAAUGGGUAUUUGGGUUCUGAGAUGAAUUCUGAAAGCGGUGAUUCCAGCGAGGCCUACUGGAGCAAAAGGUUCACUAUGGACCCUCGAGCUAGAAAAUCAUCUCAGAAAGUUCCUUCUGAGGUUUUCUCUAAAGAUAGCAGGAUGAAUAUGAAACCGGUAAGGUUUGGGAAGGAAAAAUCCAAGGGGAUUUUGAAGGUUGCUGUCCCCAAGGGCUGUAAUAACAGUAAAGGAAGUAACUUUCCAUUGUUGUUUAAUAAUGGAACAGAGAAGAAAGCAGAAAUGCCCAGACUUUCAUAUGGUGUUCGUCGGAAAGAUAACCAUUCCGGCUUUGAUGCCAUUAAUGGCGGGGGAAGAGGUGGAGCUGAUGGGUAUUUUGAUGAACAGGUUGAUAAAUAUGGUGGGCAAGGUGAUUGGAAUGCUGGUAGCAGACUUAAAAUGGCCAGGUCUGGCUUGAUGAAAUCAAAAAAUAAGAAGCAUUUUCGGGAAGAGGACCCAGAAAUGUUACCUGAUUACCUUGGUGGAGUUAGAAGAUCUGAUCAGGAAGUUACCAUUGCUUCUUAUGACUAUGAUUCUGUUAGAACUGUGAAGAAACCGAAGCAUUCUGACAAGAACUUGAAGUACACGGCCAGUGAUGAGCUUCAGCAUCGAUUGCCCAAAUCCAAAGUAUCUGAGGGUCCUGCUAUCAUUCCCCACUCUAAGCAGCACAAAGUUUAUGAUGAAUGUGUUCCUCUCAACAAUUUUGAUAUGAAAUGGAAUGCUGGAGAUAAUCAUAGAUCUGGCUUUGGUUUGAAAGCAAAGUCUUUUAAAGUUCCUCCGGCAAUGAGUGAAACAUUCUUUCAACCAGAGUAUAGAACAAAAAAUUCGCAGGGUAAGCUGAUGGAUAAAUCUUCUAAUCAAUUAGGAGUCAGGAAGGGAUUUUCGAGGGCUAGGACUUCCUACGUUCAAAGUGAAGAGACUGAAUCAGAUUCUUCAGAUGAACUCAAAGAAGAUGGCCAUGGUUAUCCAUAUACAAGCAGGCCAGAAUUUCCAACCCCAGCAACAAGCAGGCCAGAAUUUCCAACCCCAGCAACCGAAGCCCGGCAGUCAGGAUUUGUUAAACCAGUUCUGAAUUAUAGAAAACCAAGUAAAGCUGCGAAAUCCAAUAGAAGGGAUCUUCCUCUUCCACUCGAUGGAGUCGUGACUGGCCACACAGCAGAAGAUGAGCCUAACUGUAAAACUGUCAAGCAGAAAGGUAAAACAAAUUAUAAAAGUUUCUUGCAUGGGGGUAAAUCUGCAAGGAAACACCAAGCAGUUCAUCUCAGUGAAGAGUUACAGCCUGCUUCGCUUGGUUCUCGUUCUGCAAACAGAAAGAGGAAACUUUCGGCAGAUAUACAUCACUCUUCUCAACGAGCAAAUGAAAUUUAUAAUCUUGGAAGCAGUAGUUUUCAUAAAGCCGAGGAUAAUUUUGAUGCAAAUACGCGCUUAUCGAAUAUUCAGAGUCAGGCAGAUGGAGCUGUAAACAAAAUCCAAGUUUUUAAUGAAUAUGCUUUGGAGAGUGGUGAUAUUCUGUUGAAGAAUAUAGGGAGGGAAGAAGAUGGGGGGUAUCAUGAGGAUCUGAACGAGCCUUCUUACCAACAGUUUAAUUCAAGGAAGCAAAUUGAUGACUCUUCUGCUACAAAAAGGAGAGGGAAAAGAAAAGCUGAUGCCAUUGCUGCCCCAUCCCCUCUGUUAUUAAUCCCUGAGCCAACGUUAUCGGAGAAGGUCGCAUCUGAGUUAGAUAUAGAUAUGAAGACGCAGAGAAAGUCCUUCACUCUGAUAACGCCCACCAUUCACACUGGUUUUUCCUUCUCGGUUAUACAUCUUCUUUCAGCUGUUCGGAAGGCCUUGGUUUCACCUCCUAUGGAAGAUAAUGCAGAGAUUGGUAAUCAUCUUGACAAGUUUAAAGCAGAGCCGAAAAGGUUACUACAUGUUGGCGACGACAUGCUUAUUUCUCAUUCUCAGGAUCAAAUGGCGGACAACAAUCUCGAGCCCGGCUGCCAUAAUAGUUUACCUUCUGUCAAAAUUCAGGACAUUGUCAAUCAUGUCAGAUCGAACCCUGGAGAUCCUUGCAUUCUCGAAACUCAGGAGCCUCUCCAGGAUUUGAUUAGAGGAGUCCUGAGAAUAUUUUCAUCCAGGACAGCGCCGUUGGGAGCUAAGGGUUGGAAGGCACUCGUAUCGUAUGAGAAAUCGAGUAAAAGUUGGACAUGGAUCGGUCCGCUUUCUUCGAUUUUAUCUGAUAAUGAUAAUGCGGAAGAAACUUCUGCCGAAACUUGGGGCAUUUCGCACAAGAUGCUCGUCAAAUUGGUCGAUGCCUUCGCUAACUGGCUAAAAAGCGGUCAAGAAACCCUCCAGCAAAUCGGAAGUCUUCCUGCGCCGCCUCCCAUGUUGCCCGUCUUGGACGAGAAGGAGAGAUUCAGAGAUCUGAGAGCCCAGAAGAGCCUCAACACCAUCAGAACAAGUUCUGAAGAAGUAAGAGCGUAUUUCCGGAAAGAGGAGCUCUUACGAUACUCGAUUCCAGACAGGGCCUUCCAGUACACCGCAUUCGACGGACGAAAAUCCAUCGUAGCACCAUUGAGGAGGGGCGGCGGCAAGCCGACUUCGAAAGCACGCGACCAUUUUAUGCUCAAGCCUGAUCGCCCGCCACAUGUUACUGUUCUUUGUCUUGUUAGAGAUGCGGCUUCCAGAUUGCCGGGAAGCGUUGGAACCAGAGCAGAUGUUUGCACUCUGAUCAGGGAUUCCCAGUACAUUGUCGAAGAUGUUACGGAUGCGCAGAUCAACCAAGUCGUCAGCGGUGCUUUAGAUCGUUUACAUUACGAGCGCGACCCCUGCGUACAAUUCGACGGAGAGCGGAAGCUAUGGGUUUAUCUCCACCGGGACAGGGAGGAUGAAGAUUUUGAGGACGACGGUACGUCAUCCACGAAGAAAUGGAAGAGACAGAGGAAAGAUGCGACUGAUAAUUCAGACGUAGCGGCGGUGAAUGAUUCGAACUACGCUGCAACCGGCGAUCCAACUGCUGUCGGUUCUUCUGGAUAUGAUUUCCAUCCUGAUCUUAAUGUUGGAGACAAUGGGGAGCUCGUCUACAGUGAUCUGAGGCCCACCAAGGAAAAUUUUCAGUCUUUUAUCCACACGUCGCAUCAUGCAGAUAGACGACAAGACAACUCCAUGAGUUGGGACGUACUUGGAGCUGAAAAUAGAAUGCUUUGUCAGGAGAACUCUACAAAUGAAGAUUUUGACGAUGAAUCUUUUAGCAGAGAUAGGACGGCUGGAUUUUUGGGCGGAAGCUUAUUGUGAAUUUCUUUUCCAUGAUCUCAGUUUGUGAGUUCAUGUUCCAGGAGUGAUCAGGGCCUCCAUUUAAGCAAGGAGGUCAUUGGUUCAGAGUCAUGGAGAAGGCUUGCAUAAAAUCAACCCCUCAUCAGACCCUAUAUUGGUGAUAUAGUAGCAUUGUGUGACUGAGAUAGAAUGCCAGCUCUGUGAUUCAAAGGAAACUAGUUUAAGAAGCUGGGAAAUUCAACAAUUCCGGCGCUCCUUCAAAGAAGCUGGCACAAGUUUACUACAUCCUGAAUAAAGUUCAAAUCCAUUUAUUUUGACUUGGAAAUUUUUACUUCCAGAUAUGCAGAAGUUUCAUAUCUGAUUCUUCUUCAUAUAUCUGAUUUCUGAAAUCCAAGCUGCUUCAGAUCUGAGCCAGCGGAAAUUUGUUCUACUGGGGAUGUUUCCUGGUGCAUAGUAGAAAUUUUGAAUCAUUUUAAUACUGUUUUUAGCAGUUUUUUCUUCUGAAUUUAUUGCUGGGGGUUUUCACUUGAGUCUAUUUUACUGGAAACAAUGUUGAUGAGCUUUUAUAUCAUGCGGUUCUGUCUUGUCUAUGACAAGGCUGUCAUUUUGUCUCCUGAUUUGAAUAGCAACUACAGGAGCACCAAAUUCUGGAAUAUAAAUAAAUU
Molecule: messenger RNA, 4887 nt
Organism: Phalaenopsis equestris
Lineage: Eukaryota; Viridiplantae; Streptophyta; Magnoliopsida; Asparagales; Orchidaceae
Exons: 4
Coding region: 275-4243 (1322 amino acids)
Cellular component (GO): Ino80 complex
Source: RefSeq, a predicted model, not a curated record